Heterobilharzia americana is the source of this 1878-nucleotide messenger RNA. The record is from the annotation of a GenBank genome assembly. Lineage: Eukaryota; Metazoa; Platyhelminthes; Trematoda; Strigeidida; Schistosomatidae.
AUGGACAACAAUCUGGAACGGUCGGAUACAUCAGAAAUCGAUGACAUUAUCGAAAUCCCCGAGGACAGCAAUGGAUUUGAACGGUUAAAAAAUUGUCAACCGCCUAUAAUCAGUCCAGAAGAACUAAUACAAUGUAAACCCCAAAAGCACAGAAGAUAUUCCACUUGGAUGUGGAAACGUGAUACAGCUUUUACGAAAGAACGUAUUAGACGCCAGUUGAAUCGUAGCAAGACCACAGUUGAAGAGCACGUUUGUUACCCAUGGUUACGACGUUUAUUCUUUCACCUAUCAAAUUAUUUCCCAAACUUGCAUACAACUCGAUCAUCACGAAGAUACCAACCACACCCACCAACAACAGCAACAGUUGGCACUACAUCAGCGUCAUCAUCUCUAGCUCAUCGACAGAGUAAUUUGAGCACUAAGAGGAAACCAAAUGCUUAUAUCUACAAAUCACAGACUACAGCAUAUGCAGAAAGUGAAAGUCAAAAGACUAAUAGAACAGGUUCAGUUAGGCAUAGUAACCCAGUUGGAACACAGUUAUGUAGAAACAACAUGAAUUCCCCAGUAAUAUCUUAUGCACCAGAUGACAGCAGUAAUGGAAAUAGUAAUAUGAAUACCAGAUCAAAACGUAGACCAUUACAAAGGCAAAAAUCGAAAGGAUUCACUGAGCUUGACCUGGAACCAGAAAUAAGUAUUAGAGGAAGACUAACCUCCAGUUCUUCAUCUGAAAACAACCAAAAGAAUAAAAAUAAUGCUACCAAUUCAUGUGUACGACAGACCAGACAUGUAAAUUCCCCAAUAGAAUCAACUGUAUUAACAGGUAGAUACCAUCAAAUAAGACAGGAUUCAAUGUAUCAGCAUCAUUCAACGAAAGCAAAUGAUGAUAGUCCAUAUCGUAAUAAAUUUUUAGAAACACAUGAUUUCCCACCAUCACCAACAUUCGGUAGUAGUACAAAUUCACAGAUGAUCACUCCAGUCAUAUACAACUCAUCAGCAUCAUCGUCGGCAGCAGAUGAACAGUUUGUGUUCAGAUCAUCGGGUAUUAAACUAUCCGAUAAUUUAAUCCGACCAAGAAAUCGACGAGCGUAUAUGACACGUUCAGCAAAUUUAGUUUAUGAUACACUGGACGACUUCUCGGAUAACUAUCCAUUGAAUGAUAGGUAUAACACCAUUGCACCUGUUUCGUCACGAAUUCACAGUGAUAAUAACACUAACAAUAAUAAUAACAUUAAUACGACAAGUAAGCCUGUCAACCAUCGCGAUAUAUCGGAAAAUCAGUACUGUAUUCAAUUUAAACGAGUCAAAGCACGCAGAACAAGUUCAAGUUCGCAAGCUGAAUGUAGUAAAACAGCAAAAAGUAAAGCAUACACUAAAGAUCGUCCAAAUCAGGAUUACCUCCAGUCAAAAGUCCACUCUCCAAAUCGAAUAAAUGAAGAUUAUCCUGAUAGUGUAGCAAUACACUCAGGUAUAUGUCCGAUAAAUGAUCUACCACAAGAUCAAGAACCUAUGAAAAAACAUGUAGAAACAUGGUUAAAAGAAGCUGUAACAAGAACAAUACAAGGAAAAGCCCAACUACGACGAAGUCAUAUGUCCCAUGUAAGCAGUGGUGAAGCUCAAAGGGAACCGCCAGAAACUGUCACACCCCAACCACAUAGCUUUGAUGGACCCGUUUCAAGAUAUCAUCAUGACGAUUGCUUAUUCACUACAGGAUACAGUCAAAAUAAACCAAUUAGUAUAAGCUUAAACACAUCAACAGACAGUCCACAUAUUAAACCUCCAUCAAUAACUCGAGAUGGCAUAGAUGGAUAUGUUCCAUAUUACUAUGAAUCUGUAUUUGACAAAUAUGCCGAUUUAAACAAUAAUGGAGACGAAAUUUAA